Molecule: messenger RNA, 7383 nt
Organism: Ictidomys tridecemlineatus (thirteen-lined ground squirrel)
Lineage: Eukaryota; Metazoa; Chordata; Mammalia; Rodentia; Sciuridae
Source: RefSeq, a predicted model, not a curated record
AUAAAGCAUCCCUGGGUUCAAUCCUCAGUACUGCCCAAAAAAGAAAGAAAGAAAGAAAAGAAAAGGCUGGGUGGUACCAGGCUUCUAGAGCCUUCUAUGUGGAUCUGAAGUCAGGAAACAGUGGAGGUUUGGGGGAUGGUGAAUGUGGAAGAUGGUAUAGCAAUUCCAAUGAGAAAUUGUCCACUGUUAAUCUGAGAAAUGUUGACACAGCUGUCCCUCGUGACCUUACCUCCGGUAGGGAGGAAUGCCAGCAAUCCAUCCUCAGAUAGAUUCCCACCUUCCUCCCCCCUUUGGCCCUCACCAGCUUCACCUGUUACCUGGGGAAAUCAGCCCUCGCCUGCCAAUUCCUGUUGUCACUUAGUUGGGACCAUGUCGCAGCUGUCCGUCCAUUCCUGCCGUGGGCUCUGAAGAGCUAGACUCCUCUGCAAUGUGUGGUCAUCUGAAGAGAGGGGUGGGCAGACUGGGGACAUGAUAGUCACAUGGUUCCUGGUUCUUGGCUGUGCUGUCACAUAGUCACCCUUCAGAGGGACAGUGGUUAUCUGUUGGUCUCACUGUACACAUGAAGAAAUGAGGCUCUGAGAGGUGUGAUGGUCACCCAGGGUCAGGAGGGUAGCAGCUGCCGCCAUGCUUCAGGGCCCCCAGCUGUGUUUCUCCAUCUGGCUGGUGCUCUGCACCCCUGGACUGCCCCCUAGGACUGAGAAGGGUACCCCCCCCCUGCCCGGCCCAGCUCAUCCACCCCAGAGCUUCUGAUACACGUGUCCAUAGUAAGAAAAAACUGACACUCUUAAAAGGAAGUGAGGGGCAUUGGGUUAGCCCAGCCCAGCUGGCCUCCGCCCACUUCACCCUGGGCUGGUUCCAAGAGUGUGAGGCUGCAGAGAUCCUGGAGCCCGCUCCUACUCCAGGGCAGAGUGGACACACUGUCCAGAAUGGAAUCUGGGACACAGGGUACAGGGAGAAGCCGCCCCAGCUGAGGAGCAACUGCUAUCAUCUUUGUCCUCCCCUGGGAGGGACUUAAAACCUUGUCAGGUGGUGGGUAAAGCCCUGGGAGGGGCUGGGAGUGUCUCUGAUGAGCAGUGGUACUGCAGGGGCGCCAAGGCAUCUUAGCUGAGAAGGAUGCUCAGAGACUGACUCUGACUUUGGUGAUGUAACACAGCAGGAGAAUCAGCGCUCUUCUUCUUUCCUUAAAUAGAAAUGGAAUUUGUCACAUUUUCUUCUUGGAGGCCCAAAGACCAUAGGACGUGCGUGCUUGCUCACUCUGCGAUGUGCGUGCAGAUUCCACAGUUGGGAGUGGGAAGCCCCUAGCAGGCCCAGACAAUUGGUUCAGCCUUCAGUCUCCAUGGGCCCCAAACCUAGCUGGUGGCUCCUGGUCCCCUGCCAGGGUGGAGGGAGGGGGCAGCCUUGGGAGCUUCGUGUCUUUGGCACCCAAGGCCUCCUCCGCCAUGCCCACCCCGCCUCACAAAGAUAUCUCUGUGUUGAGGGACUGUGGAUUUUCUCUGGGCCCUGGAAAUUUACUGGGCCUGGAGCUCUCUUUACAAAGGACCUGGAGGAAGAGGGGAAGGUCAACACCCCACUUUCCCGAGCAGCCUCUGCAGGCGCCACGGUAAACACCACCCCUCCCAGCCUGGGAGGUUCUUAUUUGUGGUUACACCUGCCCUCUCCCUGGGAAGUCCCUCCCCCUAGACUUUGGGAACCUCAAAAGUCAGGACGCACACCCUCUGCGGCCAGUCCUUGUGCUGGUGGCUGCAGAAAGGAAGAACAUGUGGGAGAAAAGACCUCCCCGGGGCCCAGCCCUGCUCCUUCUGGGACAAGGGUGUUUCCCACCUGAAGACCACAAGCCAGGUCCUGAGUGCUGUCCCUGAGCUGAGUACCUGCGGCCAGCCUGUCCUCAUGGAGAAAGGACUCACUUUGCCCCAGGACUGCCGGGACUUUGUGCAGAGCCUGAGGAUGAGGAGCAAAUAUGCCCUUUUCCUGGCUUUUGUGGUGGUGGUUUUUGUCUUCAUUGAAAAGGAAAACAAAAUCAUAUCAAGAGUCUCUGACAAGCUGAAGCAGAUCCCCCAAUCCCUGGCAGACGCCAACAGCACCGACCCAGCGCUGGUCUUGGCCGAGAACGCGUCCCUCCUGUCCCUGAGUGAGCUUGACGCGGCCUUCUCGCAGCUGCAGGGCCGCCUGCACAACCUCAGCCUGCAGCUGGGUGUGGAGUCGGCGGCGGAGGCCGUCGGGGAGCGGCAGCAGGAGGAGCCCUCGCAGCCUGCCAGGGCCGGGCACCGUCGCCACGUGCUCCUCAUGGCCACCACCCGCACGGGCUCCUCCUUCGUGGGCGAGUUCUUCAACCAGCAGGGCAACAUCUUCUACCUCUUCGAGCCGCUGUGGCACAUCGAGCGCACCGUGUCCUUCGAGCCGGGAGGUGCCAGCGCCGCGGGGUCGGCGCUGGUCUACCGCGACGUGCUGAAGCAGCUCUUCCUGUGCGACCUGUACGUCUUGGAGCACUUCAUCAGUCCCCUGCCUGAGGACCACCUGACGCAGUUCAUGUUCCGCCGCAGCUCCAGCCGCUCCCUCUGCGAGGACCCGGUGUGCACGCCCUUCGUCAAGAAGGUCUUUGAGAAGUACCACUGCAAGAACCGCCGCUGCGGCCCCCUCAACGUGACGCUGGCGGCGGAGGCCUGUCGCCGCAAGGAGCACAUGGCCCUCAAGGCCGUCCGCAUUCGGCAGCUGGAGUUCCUGCAGCCGCUGGCCGAGGACCCCCGGCUGGACUUGCGCGUCAUCCAGCUGGUGCGCGAUCCCCGGGCCGUGCUGGCCUCCCGCAUGGUGGCUUUUGCGGGCAAGUAUGAGACGUGGAAGAAGUGGCUGGCGGAGGGACAGGACCGGCUGCAGGAGGAGGAGGUGCAGCGGCUGCGGGGCAACUGCGAGAGCAUCCGCCUGUCGGCCGAGCUGGGCCUGCGGCAGCCCUCCUGGCUGCGCGGGCGCUACAUGCUGGUGCGCUACGAGGACGUGGCGCAGCAGCCACUGCAGAAGGCCCGCGAGAUGUACCGCUUCGCCGGCAUCCCGCUGACCCCGCAGGUGGAGGACUGGAUCCAGAAGAACACCCAGGCGGCCCUCGAUGGCAACGACAUCUACUCCACGCGGAAGAACUCCUCGGAGCAGUUCGAGAAGUGGCGCUUCAGCAUACCCUUCAAGCUGGCCCAGGUGGUGCAGGCCGCCUGCGGCCCUGCCAUGCGCCUCUUCGGGUACAAGUUGGCCCGGGAUGCUGCCUCCCUCACCAACCGCUCCUUCAGCCUGCUGGAGGAGCGCGGCACCUUCUGGGUCACGUAGGGAGCCUGGUGCCCCGUGGACCCCUCCUCCUGAAAGGUCUGCCCGCCUUCCUCACACCCAGGCCAGCAGGGAGACGCAUCCCUGGCAGAGGGCAGUGGGAAGCUGCCCUGAACGCAGGCAGCCCCUGCUGUAGCACUAGGCCCCAGCCAGCCAGUUUGCUCAACCCCAGGGCCGCCCUGGGGUCUCCUGCCCAGAACAGGACAGUACCUUCCCUCCAGGGCCUGCAGUCUCCUGAGCAGACCCCAGCCUAUUGGCAGGUCCCCGUGCCCGUCUCUCCUGCACACACAGAAAUGUACAUGAAAAACGCAUUAAGGCCUGGGAGCUCUUUGGGCCAGGGGCCAAAGAUUUAACAACCAGCAGGGGCGUGGGCCCUGACCAGCCGCUCAGACCUCCUUUUACAUGCUCAGUGUUAACCUUUUCCUUUCUGGAUUGUGGGGAAGCCUGGAACCUGGGUGAGUCCUUGGAGAGGAAAUAGAGCAGCCCAGAGGUGGGGUACUGGAAGCUCAUCAGGUGACUAUGUAGUUUACCAUCCAGUACAAAAUAAUCUGCUCUUUUAAUAAACAGGAUCGGGGUGCUGGUUCCUGAUGAAUGUCAGCCCUGCACAGAACUGCAAGACACACACAGGCGUGCACACGGACAGAAAAACAUCAUCGAACAGGUCCACGCGCACGAGUGGGCAUAGAAAGGUUUCCCCAUUCCUUUCUGCCCACAGGAUUCUUCUGUGUCGCAUCAGAGAGAGCCCUUUGAUGACAUUCUUAGGAUUAUUUGGAGGGACAGGGGAAGGAAAAGUGUUCAAGGGCAAUGACCAUUCCCUGACCAGGUGUGGAACUGAACGGUGGACCAAGAACUGCCUAGCCCACCACCCCUGCCUGCUGGAGCUUGUGCCUACCUCCUAUGACCUGUCCACGUCCCAUGGCUGGCAGGCAGGACAUUUUGAGAAGAUGUGGCUGGUCCUCAUGUGACUGCAGACCCAAAGCCCCAUGUAGCUCUUGCCUGGCUCCCUGGGAGCAUGUCUUUAGUUGAAGACUGCCUUAGGCCCAACUGGCAGAAGCAACUUUGGUCCCUGGAGGUAAAGACAAGUGACAGUUUCUGCCAUUUCCAGCCAGGCCUCAUCUGGAGCAGAGCCAAGAAGUUUGGAGUGUGGUGGCGGGGAGAAGUCCCAUCAGGACACAUUCCUCCCCUGAGGAGCCUGCCUGCUCCCCGGGUGGAGGGAGGUCAGCCAGCUGGUUGCCAUGGUUACAACUAGUGUCCAAAGGAAUUCCUCCUUUAGGGUUCUGAGAAGAGUCUUGCUCCACUCAGGAUGGGCUGGGUGCUUUACUUAGGGCUUUUUAAGUUAUUUAUGGCUUGGUGUCUUUCUUGUUUUGUGGCUGUUUUUGGUUUUGUUCUGCUGCUGACAAGCUGUCUGGACUUGAGGGCCUGGUGGGGGAGGCUGGGAAAACCAGCAGGGAGCACAUGUCUCCUGGCAGAGGGAGAGGGGUGCCUUCCCCAAGAGGACUGGAGAAGAGGUGGCACAUGGCAGCCCUCAGUGCCCCAUGGGAUUUUCUGUGUGAACCCCACAUAGAACAAAUCUCAGAAGCCACCAGUAUUCUUGCUGGUGUCUAGGGCAGUGUGGAAUGAGUGACAGCCCUCGCUCCCUCCUGGAGAAGAGGCUGAAUCUUAUCCCACAUUUCCUAAGGGGGACAAGGACUCAAACCUGUUAGCAAGUGGCUGAACGCAGAGUGCAAACCCUGCCCCACUCCCACUCCAAACCCAGGAGCAGAAGCCAGGAUGGCCUUGGAGCUUGCAGAAGCUGCCUGGUUCACGAGGACUGCCCUCCUCGUUCGUACUUCCUGGACAGCCUCUCCUCCAGAUACAGCCCCGUUAGACCCAAGGGCUGAGUUGGUUUCAGUAACACCGUCAGGUCGCCAGAAAAGCACAGCAUCGGAGUUCAGCUGGAGCUGUGGGGGGAAAGGCAGAGUGGCCUGGCAGGAAGCUGCCCUGUGUGAGGACGCUGACCAUCUUGUGGGAUUCAUUAUAAUCCACCUCUUUGAGCCACUGAGUCUCCAGCACCGUGGACUUCUGUUGUUCGAGCAGCCCUUUGCUUUAGAUGUUCUUCUCCCCCUCUAAUUUAGAUGUGCUGGUCCAAGAACAAGUUGGGUAGGGAGCUGACUCUUAUUUGGAGUCCAAAGGGAUACCAGCUCUGGAAACUUCAUCGUGGGGCUCCGUAGGGCCCAGAUGUUUCUUGCAGGCCCAGGAGUGCCAGCUGCUCUUCCCAGCCCCCAUUCUGUUCCUUGAAAGGGUGGUGGGGAGGGAUACCUCCAUGGGAGGCUCUUCCUAGGGGUCCUCUUGGUUGGACAGCAGACUUCUUCCUUCCUCCUGCAUCAAGGCCUCCGUCUCAGCUCUCUGAAGAUAGGACCAAGAAUGGACCUUUAGGAUUCUCAGGACAUUGACAAUGUGUAUACUGCAAGUUGACUUAAUUUAUUUAUUGUGUGAAAAGAAGCAACAGAAAAUAUUAUUGGCAGGGACUCAAAGCUAAACCCAAAUCAAGACAGACAAAUAAUAAUAAUAAUAGAAACCACCCUCGCCCCCCACACACAAGGACACCCACAGACAGUUCUGAAGGCAGGAGGGGACUAAGUCAACGUGCCAGCAGACAGUGGCCCCGAGGUACUGUUUAAGGAGGUUCCUUAGUUUUUCUCCUAGGGAUUUGAAAAUGUGACACGAGGGCCCUUUCUGGUUGCCUUUGCCCAGGUAUCUGACAGACUCUAGUGGGUGGUGGCCUUGACACUGAUCCCCGGGGGGCUCGGUAAUGCCAUGGGAGCGCUUCUGGUUUGGGGAAGGACUGUGGGGUUCACUGUUGGCUUCCCACUCUGUGGACAUGGCCAGGGUUGUGCAUUUGAGGUCUUCAGCACGGAGCUGGGAGGGAGAAGGUGGUCCAGCUGGUAUAUUGAGCAGAGGGUGCCCAGGAAGCCCAUCACAGUGGCAUCUUUUCCCACCAUCCCUGCUGUCUGUCGACCAUGGAAGGAGCAAGAGAUGACAGGUGCACCUGUCCUGAGCAAUAGGGAAGGAGAUAGAAGCACCCGAAGUCUGAUCCAAACCCCAACAGUCUCUUCCACCCUCCCCCAUGCCAUGACCUGUUUGAGGGGUCUGUCCCGUGAAGGACCGGAGCAGAAGACAAGCUGGCUGCCUCCUCAAGGCAGUCUGCUCCCACGCCCACCCUAAAGGCUGAAAGUGGAGGCAGGUCUCAGGAAAGGGAGAGAGAGGGGUUGGUGGGGCUGAGGACAGAUGUUAAAGACGCCAAGUGGCUCCUAUUGAUCUGCACAAGCAGGAAAAAGGAGCAUCCACUGAAAUCAGGAGCCCCGAGAUGGUGGAUUCGUUGCGAAGCUCCUCGGGAUGUGGUCCGGCGAGAUGGGAGGGAGGAGGCCCGGGUUUCCUGAAGGCCACCACAUCCGCCGUCAACUGCCCACAGUUUCAGAAAUAGUGGAAGUUAUUCUUUACCUCAAAAGCGUAAAGCAGAACUGGCAACUUCAAUGUCUCAAGAGCUAAGACCUUUUCACCUAGUGUCCUCUGGUGUCCUGUGAAGGACAAGUGGAUAUCUUUCCAAGGAUACAGACCUGGCGCCCUCCUCGUGGGCCUAGCUCAUGUUGCAGACCAGUUUAUUGGGGGGAUACAGUUCUUGCGUAGCCUCUCCCAUCUCUUGGGCUGGAACUGGGCACCCUGGGAUGUCUCCGUCUUAGCUGAGUAUUCUGGACCUGGUUUGCUCAAGUCCCUUGUUCCUUCUGGGAUCCACCAAACUCUGCCAGAACCUGGGUCCAGUAUCAUGGCCUGUUAAUUGUGUCCACGCAUUUGUGUAGGACAUCCUGCUCCACCUCUAGUGCCCCCCCACAUAGUUCCCAGCCCCUUUGCCAUCAUUGUCCCAGAUGUCCUUGUGGUGGCCACAGACAAUCUGCCAACUCCUGGAAAGGCCGGGGCUGCCCGUCAGACAGCUGGUGGUCACUGGCGCUCAGGGUCUGUUUUGUGGAAUGGAAUGUGAACCCAUCGCCCGAAGGCUUACUUGACUUAUUUAAUUAAAGCUGAAAACAUGCAAUGAGAAAA